AAUGUUAGGCUUAUCGAUUUGUUGAUAGCAAAAGGUGCAAAACUUGACACAAGGACGAAUAACGGAGAUACUGCACUUCAUAUUGCUGUUAAAUUCAAUCAGAGCGACGCUGCUACUACCUUGAUCAAACAUGGAGCUGAGAUUAAUGAUGAAAACCAAGAAAAACAGACACCGGUUCAAAUUGCUAUUUUGCAAGAUAAUGCUGAUUUGAUGUGUUUGCUAUUAAAGGCCGACAGUGACAUAAAGAAUCCUGGUGGCGACCAAAUGCCACUCAUAGAUUCAAUUGCAGACACUGGAAAAGUAGAAUUUUUGCUAAGGGCUCUAAAUACGAUCGACAAUGUCGACCAAAAGACCCUUUAUAUGAAUAAGGCACUUCUCAGAUCUUCGCAACAUGGUGAUGUUGAUUUAGUAAAACAUCUGUUAGACAUCGGCGCAGAUAUCGAAAGCAGUAAUCAAUGUGGACAAACAUCGCUCUUCUUAGCAGGAGAGUAUCCGGAAAUAAUGGCAAUGCUCUUACAUAGAGGAGCUAGUAUGCAA
Umbelopsis ramanniana AG is the source of this 537-nucleotide messenger RNA. RefSeq lists its product as uncharacterized. The annotation marks the transcript as partial. Gene Ontology annotation, molecular function: protein binding. The record is from RefSeq and is a predicted model, not a curated record. The transcript has a single exon. Lineage: Eukaryota; Fungi; Mucoromycota; Umbelopsidomycetes; Umbelopsidales; Umbelopsidaceae.